Messenger RNA from Lodderomyces oxycetoniae, 870 nucleotides. RefSeq names its product Cox11p (gene COX11). Gene Ontology annotation, cellular component: mitochondrial inner membrane. The transcript has a single exon. The record is from RefSeq and is a predicted model, not a curated record. Lineage: Eukaryota; Fungi; Ascomycota; Pichiomycetes; Serinales; Debaryomycetaceae. The coding region runs from base 1 to 870 and encodes 289 amino acids. Gene Ontology annotation, molecular function: copper ion binding.
AUGAUUGGACUGAGACUACCUCCUUUAGUUGUUAGGCGUAGAUUACUUAAUGUGGCAAAGACAUGCCGAAUAGUACCAUCAGUAGGACCGGUAACGGUCCCAGUGGCGGUCCCAUCGAUGACAAUGUUUUCUCGUUUACUCAUUCGUCAAUUUAACAAUUCAUCAAGAGUAAGCCAAAACCACAGUCAACCACUUUCCGAAAAAGAAAAACUCGCAGAGGAAAGGAAAAGAAUUGAUAAAAUAACCAAAGAUCGUGAAGAGAAGCAGGAAUAUAAAAACAGAACCGCAACCUUUUAUGCUACUUCAUUAGGUAUUGUUUUCCUCGCAUUGGCAUUCUCUGCUGUGCCGAUAUACCGAGCAAUUUGUCAACGUACAGGGUGGGGUGGAAUACCAAUAACCGAUAGUGCAAGAUUUACUCCUGACAAACUUGUACCUGUAGACACAAAUAAACGGAUACGGGUUCAGUUUACGUGUCAAUCAUCGGGAAUACUACCAUGGAAAUUCACUCCUUUGCAAAGGGAAGUUUACGUUGUCCCGGGGGAGACUGCAUUGGCCUUUUACCGUGCAAAGAAUAUGAGUAAAGAAGAUGUAAUCGGUAUGGCUACAUACUCCAUUACUCCUGAAAACGCUGCUGCUUAUUUCAACAAAAUCCAGUGCUUCUGUUUCGAAGAACAAAGGUUGAGUGCCGGAGAAGAAGUGGACAUGCCGGUGUUUUUCUUUAUUGAUCCCGAUUUUGCUAAGGAUCCAGGAAUGAGGAAUAUUGAUGAUAUUGUAUUACAUUAUUCUUUCUUUAAAGCUGCAUAUGCAGAUGGAGAGUUGGCUCUUAGUCCCGUUGGUACGGGUGAAGUGAAGGCAACAAUCACCGCUUAA